This is a messenger RNA of Thamnophis elegans (Western terrestrial garter snake), 3116 nucleotides long. RefSeq names its product ST6 beta-galactoside alpha-2,6-sialyltransferase 1 (gene ST6GAL1). The record is from RefSeq and is a predicted model, not a curated record. Lineage: Eukaryota; Metazoa; Chordata; Lepidosauria; Squamata; Natricidae. Gene Ontology annotation, molecular function: sialyltransferase activity. The coding region runs from base 826 to 2043 and encodes 405 amino acids. The transcript is spliced from 10 exons.
GCCCACUUACCAACCCACCGCCCUCCUCUCCCACUCCAGCCGGGUGUGUGUUUUGUGGCGAUGGGGGUCAGGCUUUCGUUCAGGCGGGCAGCCUUUGUGCAGAACGGCAUAAGGUGUCCGCAGCUGUACAGGACGCAGCUUUUAAACGCCUGGAUUUUAAGGCGGUAACAAAGGCAGAAAGAAAGAAAGAACGAACGAGCGAAAGGAAGGAAGGAGGGAAAGACGCACAGGCGACAGGACGACUCCCUGGGCCGCGGCCAGAGUCAGCAGCAGUAGGACCAAUAGCAAUAGGAACAAACGGGGAGAUACAACAGUUUAAAGACAUAUUACAGUAACCAGAGGAAAAUCCACUAGAAGUGCAAGUUACAUUCUACUAUUGUUGUUUAAUCCUGAUGCCAAGUGAUGUUAGCUAGCAUAUUAUAAACUUUAAUUCCUUCUAUAACCAAAUCAAUCAGGAUUAAUAGAAAAUUAGAUACAUAAUAUAAUAGUCUUUGGAAAUUGACAUUCUGGAAUUAGAAUCAGACCUCCUCUAAUUGCUGUCUUUGGAAUUUCUUAAGUCUCGUCAGCAGAAUGUGUACAGCAUUUUAGCUGCAUAUUACUUCAGAAAAGAGUUUGCCUGGGGAAUUCUCUUAAGAAGCAGAAGAGAGAGGAAGACAAAAAAGAAGAUUUAGUGAUAGUUGUUGGUUGUUUUGUGAAUACCGAGCAUUUUGUCUUGUUUGUGGUAAAGAGCCAAAAGCAUUAAUAAGGUCAGCUUCUGUGCUGAGAACAUCUUCAUCAGGUCUAUACAUCUGAAACUGAACUUUCCAGCCUAAUGUAUUGUACAUUAUGGGUCAUGUCAAGUUGUUUAAAAAAUGGAUAUUCGGCAUUAUCUUUUUCAUUUUGGUCCUGACUAUUUCUCUAUGGAAGGAAACUCGGAAAGGAACUUACAUCUCCAUAAAAAUAGAAAGCCAAACUGAUCAUCUGCAGCUGUGGAAAUGGAUUAAAAUGAAAUCAGGAAUGGGCCAGAAUAAAAUUCUCAAUGGCACAAGCAAAGUUACUUUGUCUAACAAAAAAUCCCAGGCUAAAUUUAAUAAUACUGAACCUAAGCCCAAGAAAAUCAAAGUCUGGAACCAGAAUAGUUCUUCCCAAAUACUUCACCCUAGACUGCAAAUACAAAGAAAGAAUUACUUAAACAUUAACAAAUUUCAUGUGAAAUACACUGGACCAAAGAAUACUGUUAAACUCAGCCCAGAAAAAGUGUUUUGCCAACUUCGGAAACAACUAGACUUUAGGAUGAUAACUACAUCUGAUGCCCCUUUUAAUACAUCUGAAUGGGAGACAUAUCUGCCUAAGACAAAUAUCAGCAUGGAACUGGGCAAGCUGGGCCGAUGUGCAGUUGUAUCCUCUGCAGGAUCUAUUAAGCACUCGCAUUUGGGAACAGAAAUAGACAGACAUGAUGCAGUCCUGCGGUUUAAUGGGGCCCCUACCAAAGGGUUUCAGGUAGAUGUCGGUGAGAAAACUACAAUACGUCUUGUUAAUUCUCAGCUUAUUACUGUUGAAGAAAAGAGGUUUGUUUCAGAUGUACAAUUCAGCUUUGGAAUCAUCAUUCUGUGGGAUCCAGCACCAUAUCAUGCCAGUAUUUAUGAGUGGUUUCAGAAACCAGACUACCAUUUCUUUGAAAGCUACAAGCAUUAUCGGAAGAGACAUCCCAACCAGCCUUUUUAUAUCCUGAAUCCCUACAUGCAAUGGCAACUCUGGGAUAUCCUUCAGGAGAACUCACCGGAGGACAUUCAGCCAAAUCCACCUUCUUCUGGCAUGCUUGGCAUUGCUCUUAUGAUGCACUUCUGUGAUGAAGUGAAUGUUUAUGAGUUUCUCCCCUCUAAGAGGCAAACAGACAUGUGCCACUAUUACCAGAGUGUCCUUGAUCAAGCAUGCACAAUGGGUGCCUACCACCCACAGCUCUUCGAAAAAAAUAUGGUGAAGCACCUUAAUCAAGGCACAGAUGAAGAUAUUUACAAUUAUGGAAAAGUGACUUUACCAGGCUUAAGGAAAGUACAAUGUUAGGAGUGUGUGUAUCCCAUAUUCUGGCCUUGGAAGCCUGUCUUGAAUCACAAAGCACUUUAAUUUUUAAAAGUAAGAGUUGUAAGGGCCCUUUCAAUAAACCAAUGUGCAUUUCUUCCAUUCAAUUUGCCUUAAUUCAGGAUUGCAACAUGUGCCAGAGACAUAUACAGCAUUCUACAGAAUGCAUUUCUAAUGAGGGCCAAGAAUGUAAUUGCCCAUUAGUUGUUACAGGAAUGCAAUGAAAAAUAUAUUUUAAAAAAAUAGGUUUGUGUCUAAUUUUUGUGACUGAAUUUUUUAAAAAUACACCAUUCUGGCCAGUUACUGCUUCAAAGCUUCUAAAUCAGGCUUGGAAUCUUCUAGAUGAGGCUUCCAUAUUUUAGAAACAAGCCAAUGGUGGAGGGACCAGGAUUUCUGUGCCUUGUUGUCAGAUGUGUCUGUUCUGCACUAUUCAGAAGUCAAUAUAAAAAUAUGAUCCAAGAUGGCAACUGUGUGAGAAGAAUAUAUGAAUUUAGAGAGCCAUUUGUAAGGCCAGGCAUGCCGAUAGACAUAUGAGAACUGGAAAUUCACAAAGUCCACAUUCUGGACAGAAAGUGCUACUGGUUUGAAAAGGAGUAAAAGAUGUUAGAUAGAUGUUAAAAUUGAACAGCUCUCUCUAAAUAGAAGGGAAGGGAUAGACCUUACCUACUGUAUCUCCUGUUUAUAACACAAUCUUUUCACAACUCCAAGAAGAUUUCAAUCCAUUUGCACUCUGAUUUAGGUGAUCCUGAGGGCACAGAUAAACACCCCCAAGGGGCCUCAAUGACUCUCAGAGAGCUAAUGACCUACCUUGAAAGUGCCAACGACCAGAUGACUGUAAAAAAUAUAAAUCCUUCCAUUCCACAGCAUUCAGUCAGAACUGAGGAUGCUUCUUAGAUAAGAAGCUAAAUAUCUUCCAAAAAAAAAGAAAGUCAAGUUGCCUGUUGAAAAAGCACCUUUGGGACAACCAUGACCUGGAUGACUGGGAAUCUCCAUAGACACUGGAAAUGAAAACUAAUAUAUCACUGUUAGAGGAAUGAAUCCCAGCCCUGAGCUCAAGC